AGUCGCCCGGGCUGCAGCCGCAUGGACUGUACGGGGCAGCGCGGCACUGGCAUGGUGCCGCUACCACAACCUGACUAGAGGCAAUGGCUGGCAAAGGGUUAAGAGACAAGAUGAGUAACUUCGGCCAGAGCGAGCUGGACCUCAGCUUUCUGCAGGAAGGAGAAGCCAACCGGAUCCUGGAGGUGCUGGAGAGGGACGAGCGGCUGAGGAGGACGGAGCAGGAGCGCCUCAGCAAACUUAAGAGUUGGAAAAGGGAUGUGAAAUGGCUGCACGCCGUGUCCGGAGAGUGGUUCGAGGAGAUCCAGAAGAAGAAGUUUAAGGAUGAUCCUGACGUGAGGAGCCUUGUGGGGCCACCUCUGAACCAUCGUCUGAAGAAGAAAACCCCUAAAGGCGAGCCAGAAUCCUCUAGAAUGACAACAUCUCGAAACUUGCAGUCCCCAAAGAACCCUGGACCGUCUUUCCUCGGACUUCGCUCGCCGUUCUCUUCUUUGUUCUCCUUCAGGAAAUCUGCAAAGAAAACUCUAAAACCGCCAUCUCCGCACGAGAGACAUGGCAUCUUUUCUAUCAGUGGCCAGAUACCUCCAGACACCAAGGUGGACAGAAAGUUUGAUAUUUACCAUUCUACACGAAAUGUAAAACAGAUUGCCAGUUUUUUUGAAGAGCAACUGAACCGAGCACGAGAAAAUGACACCACAAAGGCCACCAACCAGCUUGAGAGGGAAGUUUUUCAAGUUCUAGGAGAUCUGGAUCAAAAACUUGCCCAAGAAGAGAGUCACAACAGAACCCCCAGGAUUAGUAGACUUGCAAACUGUACAUAUGGAAGGCAAUAUAGCAAAGAAGGUUUACUCCAUAAUACAGCAGAACCUAAAAACGUUUAUGGCUGUUUACCUUCUCAUGAUGGAAGAAGAUCUGGGCCACCUGAGGGAACACACACAACAUAUGCCACAUACCAGCCAAGAAAAUUUUAUGAAAUGUACUCAAACCGGCAAAGGCGAGUUUCCAAAUCAGAGGCUUCCGACAAAUCUUUUUACAAUAAGAGUCCUUCGCUCUUUUCAGCUGUAAGCAACAUAACCCCACGAUCAUCUCCUGUGUCUGGCUCAUUUUCAACCAGUAGUUUGCAGCCGUCAUCUCCAGGCCUACACCUGGAGAGGAUAAGGCAAAACAAGUCAAGGAGGACACCUAUCGCAUCCAUCAAGUGGAAUAAUUCAUUUCCAUCUGGGCAUCCUGAGGGGAUCGGUAGACCUUUCAGAACACAGUCUACUUUAGAUCAUACAAAUCUUGAAAAGCCCAACCAUCUUUACAAGUAUAAAAUUGUACCAGGACUACCAGUGUCCACUUCAAAUGACCUGCAUGAAUCCAGAAAUAUCAAAAACCUAACAAACACAACAUGUAUGAAUAUUGUAGAUAACAGAUCCACUGGAUAUGACAUAACCGACUCUCCUGAAGUCAUAUUUUCCACACAACCUGAAAGGCAUUGGGAAGAAGACUAUAAGAAAAAUUAUUUUAAUAAAAAUGAAAUGAGUAAAGCUCCUAAUGACAAUUCGGGCAGCAGUGAAAUGGAAACAGAGCCUAUGGAACUAGAAAGUGAUUUAUCUGUACAACUGGAUGCAAGUAGUGUGGCAAAUGAGGAACCCAGUAUCCAUGAGGGAGAUAUUCCGGUGGAUUGUACUUUACAUAAUCCUGAACCCCUUGAAGUGUCUUCUAUUCACAUAUCAGAACCUGAGAACAUGGAUAUUGAUGCCCCAAAUGUCUUCCUUAACUCUAUAAACUCUAGUACAUCCACUGUUGCUCUUGGCCCUAGUGCUCAAGAAGACAAUGUCCCACCAAAAACAGAAGCGCCUGGAUUAGCACUCGCUGAUCAUAAUCUGUCAUUAGAUACUAUUAAGAAGUUCAGUUCUUUUAAACAUGGGACAGUGUAUAAAGUUGAUACUUCCUCUUUUACAAAUCCUAAAUCUUCAGAAAUUAGUGAUCACGUAAACAAAUCGGAUCAUAAAAGUUCUAGUUUGUCUGGCAACUCCACCGAUGUUGGGGGAAAAUUUGCUUGGAUGAAUAUGAGAAGGGGAUUAAAUAAUCACACAGAAGGUUUUCGUUCUGAUGCCCUGAAGUUUCAGAAGAGAAAUGCAUCUUCUCUCCCAGAUUUACUUGACCAGGACAGUGAAAUUGUGGCUAAUAAUUCUGACGUUAAAUUACACAAAAGGACUUGUGAAAAUGUUUUCGAAUGUGGUGCCACCACUGUUCCUGCAAUACAAUCUUCUUCGAGGAUUUCUUGUGACUCAAAUGAACUGCACUUAGAAAAUAAUUCUAAAUAUGUGCAACCUUGUGUCCAAAAUCAGAUUCCUCAAAAACUCAAAAAUUUGAGUACAAGAAAUGAUCAAUAUCUGCAAAAGCCAAAUAUGUUUUCGGAUCGCUCAAUCGUAGAUGGAGCUUUCAAAAAUCUAGACCGAACGGCAACUUUCCCAGCAGUACCAUAUGAGGCAGAAAGCUUGACAAAAAAGUCUAACCACACAGGUUUUCUGUCAGAUACUCUGAAGUAUAAGAAAAGGAAUGCAUCCUCUCUGUCAGAUUUACUUGACCAAGAGAGUGACAUUUUUGGUAAUGAUCCUGAAAAUAUAUUACGCAAAAACGGUUGUGGGCACGAUGGGGAUUACCAUACCUCCACUGUUCUCGAAACAAGGUCUUCAAGGAUCCCUGAUGAAAGAAAGGAAAGGUACUUGGAGAGCAGUACAAGAUAUGAACAAUCUGUCCAAGAUACUAAUCGGCAACCAAAAAUUUCAACGUCAAGCACUUGGCAGUCUAUACAAAGGGUGUCUCCAUUUUUCCGUGGUUCUGAUUUAUAUUGUUCAUCGAUACAAACGGAGAAAAGGACAACUGAGUCAGAAGUAGCAUAUUGGGCAGACAAAAUGACAGAAAAUAAUAAAGUUAAGAACUUAUCACAUUUAACAGAGACAACUCAAUUUUCCCAUGUACAUGCAAAGUAUAAGUCGGUUAACUUUAACAGAAGCCAAUACAAUGGAUCCGACUCUAAUAAUAAUAAUACACAAUUAAUUGGGGGAAUGCAGACUUCUGACAUUUUAAAUAAAGAUAAAUCAAUAAUUGAAAGGGGAUAUAUUCAUCAAAAACAAGAUCAUCCUGAGAAAGAGCAAGUGAAAUCCUCAAAAUGUGACACCUCUUCCAAACCUAAUCUGUCAUCUGUUUAUCAAAAGGAUGUUGCUUCAUCGCCAAAUCAAAAAAACACUGACCAAAACAGGCAAGUCGAGCAGGGUUGUGAAUCAGAAGGAAACCUAAACCAAAAUUUUAUUUAUCAGUUGGAUCAAGAAGCAAACAAUAAAGCAGAAUAUACAGACCCACCCAAAAUCGGAGACUCGUCAAGGUUUCCUGUCAGCCAUUCUGCGAAGGAGUGUUCAGAAGAAGACAACUUUAGUAGAGCUACACACCUGCAUAACAUAGAGAGUCAGUCAACAAACUUACUAAAACAGCAUUUAUUUGUGGCACCAGAACCUUUCAAAGGAAAUGUCCGUGUAAGUGUCAUCCCCAAGUCGGAGUGGAAAAAUUCUACAAGUUCUGAAGAUAGCCAGAGCCCAACCCACCAGGAAGGCGAAAACAUUAAGAAUUUUGACUCUGAAUAUAAAGCAUCCAAAGAAGAUUUACAACCUCACAAAACAUACACCUGCCAACAAAUCGUUGAAAAUGCUGAAAUUUAUGAGAGUCUUACUGAUAUUUCUUACCCUGAAGUAGAUAAAAUUGAGUAUCGUAAGGUUGUCUCAGUGUAUUAUAGCUUUCCUCAUAAAUUUGCAAGGAGGAUCUCUGACCUAUCAAAAAACAACCUAAAAAACAUUGAUAAGACUCUUCAGCAAAGCAGAGCACCUAGUGCGCUUCUAGAUAUUAUCGGUAGGUGUCACAAGGAAGAACCAGAUUUCAAUCUCCUAAGCUCUAAAGACGUAAAGACUUCCAUUACAGAAGCGGUACAUUCAGUAGAAGAUGUUCCAUCGAAAACACACCAUUUAAAUUUCCACAUCAUUCCUUUACAAACAGACCUCCUGAAAAAUGGCAGCAGAACAAAUUCUGGAGAGGAAAAUGAUGAUUUGGUAAACAAGUUUAGUUCCUUACACAUUUCUGAAAAUGAAGAUAACCACAAAGCACGUGAAGACCCAAAAAAUAAAAACAAGUACAGUCCUUCAGGAUCCUCCCCUAGAUAUUCUCCAAAUUCAUGUUAUUUUACAUUACCAAAUAGGAAAUCCAGUCUCCAAGAUCUGGAGAGAAAUGUUCUGAAGAGAGACAUUGCCAUGGCACUGGACAGGAUCAACAUAUAUCCAGGAAGUAGAAACAUGGAGCCCUCUCCUCCCGAGUUCCAGGAUGUUUUCGCAUCACCAACAGCCUGCUAUGAUAACCUUAAUUAUUCCCCUAGGUAUGAUUUCAUGCAUUUUCAGGAAAGCAGCAAACAAGAGUAUAACGUUAACAACAUUUUUGCCAGAGAUGGUGGUUUGUACAAGAAAAACUCCAUGGAUGAAGGUAUCAUUUUAAGAGAAGACUUGCCUUCAAUCUAUAAAUCAAAAAGUUACAAAGAUUUAAGUCAACACAAGUCAUACAACACAGAAGACAUCUCACCACACACGGACUGCAACACCAGCCCACAGACUGAUUAUAAUCAUCCAGCUUUUAGUUCUGUUAUAAAUCAGGCUAGGCCUUCGUACUGUUCCGAGUUUGUCCAAAAGAAAAUGAAGCCAAUAAAUGCAAAGAAGUUCAGCUUCUCUGUUGACCGUUCAAGUCAAGAAAGUGUCAGUCCACGACAUACUGGUUCCUAUGAUGAUACCGUUCAGCUAUUUGAUGGCAAUUCCCCAUCUGUAUUCCACUCUCCGAACAAUAACUAUCCAUCUCAUGCAGAUAAGUAUUUUGGCCAAGCAAAGCUCAAGGAUGGUGGAAAUUCCAAUUUGUAUCGUUCAAAGAGUAUGAAGGUCUUAAAUACUGAAGGCCAACAAAGCUUUGUGGAUUACAAACGAAAAAGUGAUGGUAGUUUUUCUUCGAAAAGCUACGGUGGCACCUUGAAAAGCAAAAGUCCUUCUGGCAAGACCUGGAACAGGACAUCGUCUGCUGAAAUUUUAGAUGAAAAUGAUAAUUGGCCAGUUUCUGAUGAACGCAAAGCUCUUUGCACAACCAAGUCUUUCGAUUAUGGGAUUUUCGGGAAGGAGCAACAAGAGGCUAUUGUAAACAAUGUAAAGCGGUCACUCACUGAGGGCAGGCUAUGGAGGCCAAGUUUUCUAAAGAAUCCAGGCUUUUUGAGAACUGAAGAACUUUGCUCUUCUCAGGAAAUAAAUCCAGUGGGCCAGACUCCUGAGGAGUCUUCAUCACAGCGGCCAAAUGUUAAAGAAUCUCUUAAUAUCUAUGAGGAUGUGCAUGUCGUUCCUUCAGAUUCAGAUACUGAGACAACCACGGAGGAUGAAUAUUACUUAGAUGAAUAUUACUUCAAUGACAAGGAGUCGGAACUAUAAACUCUUCCAAAAUGUUAACCAAAACAGUAUUGAUGGCUUCACUGACCACUGGUCAGCCUUGUGGGCCUUCUUAUAGUAGUUUAAGUGCAAUAUAAAACCCCUGAGAUCUGGAAUAAUACAUGUAACAAUGCAAAAUGGUAAUGAGCAUUGGUCAGCUCUCUGAUAAAUCUCUGUGCUAAGCCUGAUUCACACGACUGUGCCCGAUCCGGGAAACAUGGCCGUUUAUCUUAAGUCAGUUCCUUUCUGAGCACAAGGCUGUUGUACUGUACCCACAUGAUGAUGUGAGUACAGUACAACAGACCUGCGAUCAGAUAGGAUCCGACUGUAUAAAAUGACUAUAAUGCAGUCAGUAUGGGCCACGGUCAUGCGACUGACACCCGAGCAUGGUUGUGUGAGUUAGGCCUUAGUAUAUUUGCAUUCUGCAGCAUCUUUUCUUAGAAGUCUGCGUGUGCCUUUCCUCCAGUAUUCCUCUUGGAAAUGCAUGAAUAAAUUGACAAUUAGGUGUUAUCAUCCCCUUUUCAAUACAGGGUCUUCCUACACAGUAUGACACUUUCAGUAUGGAUUGGACCAUGACAGACUGUAGGGACAUGCCCCUAGUAACAAGGGGAUUGAUACCACCCAUUUGUCAGAAGUAUCUUUGACUUGGGCCUCAUGCACAUGACGGUUGCCCGGCCGUGGCCGUAUUACGACCCGCAAACAGCGGGUCCGCAAUAUGCAUGCAUUCACUUGAAUGGGUCUAAUAUCCGGAGCUGUGGUACGGAAAGGAGGCACGGAACCCCACGGAAGCAAUUACGGAGUGCUUCCAUGGUGUUGCUGCCCGUGCCUCCGCACCGCAAAAAAAUAGAACAUGUUCUAUUUUUUUGCGGUGCGGACGGAUCACAGACCCAUUAAAGUUGCAGUCCCCAAUGCAUGGAACGGCCGCAUGCAUGAGGCCUUAACAGAAGGUCAUUUUAUCUGGAUUUAACAGAUAUCAGUGGAGGAACAAAGAGAUUGUGCAGAGCGUCAAUGUGACUUUUCACCUUAAAUAAUGUGCUGUUUUUAGAUUAUAUUUCUGCUUAUUAAUUUUUUACUAUAUAUUGUUCAGUGCUUCUUUUUUCUGAUAGAGCCCAAAAUCCCCUGCAUAGCUGUAAAGUUCAAGGGCUUAUCCCAUCCAAACAUUUCUUCAAUAUUGAUAGGAUAUGCCAGGGAUGCCGAACCUGCGGCCCUCCAGCUGUUGUAAAACUACAACUCCCAUCAUGCUAGGCUGUAGGCUAAUAGCUGUAGGCUUUCCGGGCGUGC
This is a messenger RNA of Bufo bufo (common toad), 6764 nucleotides long. It is a transcript of the gene EXPH5, whose product is annotated as exophilin 5. Bases 84 to 5486 code for a protein of 1800 amino acids. NCBI's taxonomy places the organism in Eukaryota, Metazoa, Chordata, Amphibia, Anura, Bufonidae. Gene Ontology annotation, biological process: intracellular protein transport. The transcript is spliced from 6 exons. The record is from RefSeq and is a predicted model, not a curated record. Gene Ontology annotation, molecular function: small GTPase binding.